Phycodurus eques (leafy seadragon) is the source of this 1414-nucleotide messenger RNA. RefSeq names its product PDZ binding kinase (gene pbk). Lineage: Eukaryota; Metazoa; Chordata; Actinopteri; Syngnathiformes; Syngnathidae. Gene Ontology annotation, biological process: protein phosphorylation. Gene Ontology annotation, molecular function: ATP binding; protein serine/threonine kinase activity. The transcript has 7 exons. The coding region runs from base 245 to 1216 and encodes 323 amino acids. The record is from RefSeq and is a predicted model, not a curated record.
AAUGCGACACACUGUCAACGACCCACAUAAGUGUUUGGGAGAUGAGUAAAGAAUAGAAAUAAACAUCACACAUGAGUCAGUGAAGAAUAAUUUAUGCAAGGCUAUUUCCGCAAAGUUUUUGCUUAAGCUACAUCCGCGUGUUUUGUUAUUUCAAGGCUUCCGUCGACGGUUGUCGAUUCGUUGUCGACAUUUUUGAAAGUUCGGCGCGAUUAUUUUCCCCUCUCAACCACUGUGAAAACACAGCAUGGCCGAAUUCACCUCGCCCGAGACGUCCAGAAUUAGGAGCGUCGGAAGCGGAGGAGGAACCCCCAUCAACAUCCCCGCUUCGCCGUUCAUGAAGAAGCUCGGCUGCGGGACGGGAGUCAGCGUCUACCUGAUGGACAGAGUGGGGAAGAUCAACGCGUCGCCCUGGGCCAUCAAGAAGAUCAACAGCAAAUGUGCCAGCAAACAGGCCGAGGUCUACCAGAAGCGUUUGGAGCAGGAGGCCAAGGUCCUCAAGGGAAUCCACCAUCCCAACAUUGUUGGGUUCCGGGCGUUGGCCACGGCCAAAGACGGCUCCGACUGCCUGGCCAUGGAGUUCGGAGGGGAGCAGUCACUCAACGACCUCAUCGAGAAGCGCAAAGAAGACGGCCUGCAGGCCUUUCCCGCCGCCGACGUUGAAAAAGUGGCGCUCCAUGUUGCCCGUGGGCUGCAGUAUCUUCACAACGAGAAAAAACUGCUGCACGGUGACAUGAAGUCUUGUAACGUGGUCGUCAAGGGCAACUUUGACGCUAUCAAGAUCUGCGACGUGGGCGUGUCCCUCCAGCUGGACGAGAACAUGACAGUGUCGGACCCCGAGGCCGAGUACAUCGGGACGGAACCCUGGAACCCCAAAGAGGCCUUGGAGGCGGGCGACAUCACAGACAAGGCCGACAUCUUCGCCUACGGGUUGACCCUGUGGGAGAUGAUGACCCUGGCCAUGCCUCACAUGGAUCUGCUGGAACAUGAUGGGGAGGAGGAGGAGCAGGAUGAAGACGAGUCGAUAGAGGCGAGCUUCGACGAGGACGCCUACUACGCCCGCCUGGGCACACGGCCGCCCCUGGACGCCGAGGCGCUGGGCGAGUCCUACAGGAGGAUGCUGGAGCUCUUCUACGUAUGCACUGAGGAGGACCCCGAGAGGAGACCCUCGGCCGCGCAAAUCGUGCAGGCGCUGGAGGGCAACGCCCCGCUUGACUAAAACAAGAGCAGCCUCUGAGAUUUGAGCGUCCCGACGACAUCGCUUGUAAAUGUUUCAUUGUGCUGGUUUGUUAUCCCUGUAUGCUGUUAAAAUACAUUUGCCUGCAUAGCUUACGUACUUGUCACUUCAUUAAAUUCUUCAUUCUAUUUUGUAUGUAUGCAGUCGUUUUUUCCUCACUUUUAAAUGACCUUUCCUCCA